CUGAGAAUGUGAACCUAAAAGUAAAACAGCUGAACUGGAACUUGUUUAUGUCAUUAACUGUAUUUCUAUGUAUUUUUUUACAGGUGUUUAUAAAUCCGAGCACUGUUUUAUUCAGACAGGAGUAAUGUUUGUGUGACUGUAGAACAACUAGAAAACUGGGKUUUUGGUGAGUGGAAUGGAAAACAGCACGCUCCCUUUUUACUUUAACCUCACCAUGUUUGUGAACAUCGGACAGUACCGCUUUGUUGCCUUUACGUUUUGCCUUCUGCUCUACAGCUUCAUCGUGUCGGCCAACCUGCUGAUGAUAMURGUGAUUUGUCAGUACAGAGCGUUGCACCAGCCCAUGUAUAUGUUUGUUGCUGUGUUAUCGGCCAACGCCCUGUACGGCUCCACUGCUUUCUUCCCCAGGUUUCUCAUGGACCUGCUGUCUGAUGUUCACUGGAUCUCACAUCCUGCUUGUUUCACUCAGAUUUAUGUCAUUUAUACCUAUGCUUGCAAUGAGCUGACCAUUCUCGGCAUUAUGGCUUUUGAUAGAUACGUAGCUGUUUGUCAUCCUUUACACUAUCACAGCAAAAUGACCACCAAAACUGUCAUCAUGUUGUCUUCAUUGGCUUUGAUUUUUCCAGCUUUGAUUAUUACUUCAGUCAUUUUCUUAUCUGCUCGACUUCCUUUAUGUGGCAACAAGAUACAAAAAGUCUUCUGUGCCAACUGGGACGUGGUUAAAUUAUCCUGCGUUAGCACCACUGCCAACAAUAUUUUAGGUUUUUUUAUAACCAUAACUACAGUUUUUUUCCCACUCUUUUAUGUCCUGUUCACCUAUUUACGAAUCGUGCUCGUCUGCUGGAAAAGAUCAGCAGAGUUCAAAGGUAAAGUGCUGCAGAGCUGCCUGCCUCACUUAAUUUCUUUCAUCAUUUAUUCUGCUGCAGUCAUUUGUGACAUUGCCCUGAGUCGAUACAAUGUAGAUGAUAUGUUUGUUGUUGUGAUUUUUUCUUUGGAAGUUCUCAUCAUUCCUCCGGUUCUGAAUCCUCUUGUGUACGGGCUGAAGUUGCCAGAUAUUAGAAGACACAUUUUAGGUUUGAUGUGCAAUAAAAAAAGAUAACGUCAAACAUGAAAUGAUUGUGGUUUCAUUUGUCCAGAA
This is a messenger RNA of Austrofundulus limnaeus, 1138 nucleotides long. Its product is annotated as olfactory receptor 51G2. Gene Ontology annotation, biological process: G protein-coupled receptor signaling pathway; detection of chemical stimulus involved in sensory perception of smell. The coding region runs from base 176 to 1099 and encodes 307 amino acids. Gene Ontology annotation, molecular function: G protein-coupled receptor activity; olfactory receptor activity; odorant binding. NCBI's taxonomy places the organism in Eukaryota, Metazoa, Chordata, Actinopteri, Cyprinodontiformes, Rivulidae. Gene Ontology annotation, cellular component: membrane. The transcript has a single exon. The record is from RefSeq and is a predicted model, not a curated record.